Molecule: messenger RNA, 1463 nt
Organism: Brassica oleracea var. oleracea
Lineage: Eukaryota; Viridiplantae; Streptophyta; Magnoliopsida; Brassicales; Brassicaceae
Product: putative F-box protein At1g67390
Exons: 4
Coding region: 18-1403 (461 amino acids)
Molecular function (GO): protein binding
Source: RefSeq, a predicted model, not a curated record
CUCUAGUGGUCCAAUCAAUGGAUAAAUCAUUAUCAUCCACAAAAGAAGAGAUGGUGCAUGUCGAGCUGGUCAAUACUGAUGAUUAUAUUAGUAAACUCUCAAACGAUCUCUUGCUUGAGAUCUUAUCAAACUUGUCGACGGAAGAAGUCAUUAGAACAAGUGUUCUAGCGAAAAGAUGGGUGAAUGUGUGGAAGAAGACGUCUCAUCUAUGUUUGGACAUGCGAAAGAUCGCAAAAGCCACAACUCUUUUGCCGGGUGUUUCUCAUCAAGCAGCUAAUUCAGUGACAAAAGUUAUAAAUGAUCACUGUGGCCAUCUGGAAAGAUGCACAAUCUACCAUGACUCACGCCAAUGUGAAAAUGGGAUGCUGCAGUUUUGGAUUCAGUCACUGGUUAAUGUGAAACACACCAUGGAUCUCACACUUGGAAACUUUUCUCCCGGUUUGAAAUCAAACAACAGAUCCAAUGUCACGCUUGACUUUCCUCCUAGGUCAUUUUCCCAUCCAAGCCUCACAUCUCUCUCGCUAAGCCAGUACAACUUAAAAGCUCCACAUGUUUUCUACGAUUGCUGGAAUUUAAAGAAUCUCAAACUGAUUGGUAUCUCUGCCGAGGUUGAAGUCUUUAAUGCAGUCCUUGUGGCUUGCACUUCUCUCGAAGUGCUUGCACUAGAAAUCACUUGCCACAGGAAAGAUGGUAUUCUGAAGAUUGAUAACCACAACCUAAAGUUCUUAUAUCUAUCCUGUUCUAGGAUAAAAGGCGUUGAGGUGUCUUCACCCAGCCUAGAUAUCCUCUCCAUCGGAUCUCUCUCGUGUGAGAUGGAGAACUUCAUCAUUGCAAGCCCUAGACUCCAUUUUAAUCGAAACUAUUGGGCAACAGGAAAAUUCUUUCCUCACACUAGCUAUUAUAUAUCAUGCCCCCAUCAGGGGGAAGCAAGCAUUGGACAUGAGAUCAUGAUGAACGGAUCCAGCGAUGGUAUGAAAAUGUUUGCAUCAAUGUCAGUGAGUGUAGACUUAACUAAUGCAAAAGAAGUUAAGAUGCUCAAACAAGUGUUAGCUGCAUGGCCUGGAGACAUGCAAGAAGUUGAGAUUUUGUUUAAGAGUAACAAUGCUGCUAGGAAAGAAAGUGAGUCUUCCAUUGGAAAUACACAGAACACGUUUUGGGAAGAUACAAAACCGUUUCCCAGCGCUCAGUUCCGAGCAUAUACUGUAUGGUUGUCUAACUUUAGCGGUUCAAAUGAAGAGUUUGCGCUAGCCUCGCGUAUGAUAACGCAAGGGACGGUAGCAAGGUGUAUGAUGAUUAAACCAUCGUCGGUUUCUCCAGCAAAGAAGUUAGAGAUUGAAGCGGCAAUAGCCAGGCUAAAGGAGCUUCCAAAAGGUCACGAGAACCUUCGUAUCGUGAUGUCCUGAUGAUCUGUUGUUUGAAUCUAGCCAUUGGCUAUAUAACUAGAGAACUCUUCCGAGUCUGGU